GAAGCCAGCCCGGCCGCUUCUGCGCAUGCUCUCUUCCGAGGCGCUCGCCUAGCGCUGAUGCGCACGCGCACCACCCCUCUGGGAGCCAGGGAGCUGAUACUUUUUGCUCUUCCCCAGCUUGGGAAAACAAGCUCGGUCACUUCUGCGCAUGCCCGUCCUGGGUUCUAAGGGGCUGGCCGAUCACCACGCUUCUCCUCAAAUUCAUGUGCUUAUUGGUCCCUGCGGGAGUGAAGGGCCGACGGCUGAGGAUUCUCAGUGUCCUCAAAGGUAAAAGCAUUGAGUAAAGUCAUGGCCUUUGCCUUCCUGCCUCCUGUGGCUCACCAGGACUUGGUGACCUUCAAGGACGUGGCCGUGGACUUCACCCCGGAGGAGUGGGGGCAGCUGGUCCCCUCCCAGAAGGAACUGUACCGGGACGUGAUGCUGGAGAACUACCAGAACCUGGUCUGGCUGGGACUUGCAGUUUCCAAACCAGAUGUGAUUUACCAGUUGGAGCAAGUAGGAGGCACUUGGGUACCUGAGGGGGAGACCCUGACAGUCAGCUGCUCAGAUUUUGUGACUAGACUUGAAACCAAGCUGACCAUUCCAGAGCUGGACAUUUCUUUGGAAGUCUCAACCCAGGAAAAAUUUUCAAGGGACAGUCCUUGUGUCUUCAAAUUGGGAGAAGCCUUGAAAUAUGAUGGCUGGCUGGGAAGGCAGCAGAAUGAGGAGAAACCUUAUGAAUGUAAUGAAUGUAUGAAUGUAAAGUCCUUCCACCAGAGCACACGGCUUCCUUGGCCACAGAAAAUUCUUAGCGGAGAGAAACCUUUUGUGUGUAAGGACUGUGGGAAAGCUUUCCGCCAUCGCCCGGCUCUUUCACAACAUUGGAAGAUUCAUACUGGAGAGAAACCUUAUAAAUGUGUAGAAUGUGGGAAGGCCUUCCACCAAAGGGCAGGACUGAAUCAACAUCAGAAAACUCAUACCAGAGAGAAACCUUACAUCUGUAAGGAGUGUGGGAAAGCCUUUCACCAGAGCACAGCUCUCACUCUGCAUCAGAGAGUUCAUACUGGAGAGAAACCUUACGAAUGUACGGAGUGUGGCAAGGCCUUCCACCAACGAACGGGACUCAAUCAACAUCAGAAAAUUCAUACCGGAGAGAAAACCUACGUAUGUGGUGAAUGUGGGAAAGCCUUCCACCAGAGCCCUACUCUUACUCGACAUCGGAGGAUUCACACUGGAGAAAAACCUCAUGUGUGCAAGGUGUGUGGGAAGGCCUUCCACCAGAGCACAGCACUUACUCAACACCAGAGGAUUCACACUGGAGAGAGACCUUAUGAAUGUACAAAAUGUGGGAAAUCCUUCAACUGCAACUCAUACCUUAUUUCCCAUUACAGAAUUCAUAUCGACGACAGACCGUACGAAUGUAAGGAGUGCGGGAAGGCUUUCCGCCGGAGCACACAGCUCACGAGACAUCGGCGAAUCCACACGGGUGAGAAGCCUUAUGAAUGUAAUGAAUGUGGAAAGGCCUUCUACAGGCGGUCAGGACUUACCGGACAUCAGAAGAUUCAUACUCGAGAAAAACCUUAUGGAAUCAAAUGACUAUAGCAUUGCCCUGAAAACCAAGCACUUACUUGAACAGACACUGAGGAGACAUAUUAUAAAUGUAAUGAAUGUGGAAAUGCCUUUUGCCAGAUUAUAAGACUUGUUUGACAUCUGAGGAUUUUGAUUGGGCCUAAAGAAUGUCAUGUUUCUGGCAAAGCCUUCUUUAAAAGUAAAUAACUUAGCACCAAAGGAAUCACACUGGGAAGAAACUUUAUGAAUGCAAAGUCUUCUGAAGUAAUGCAUGCGUGAAAAAGUAUUUCACUUUGCUGAAAGACUUAGAAUCAGAUUAAAAAAGGACUCUAUAGAGAAAGAAAACUCCAAGUUUCCCACAUCUUUUUCAUAACUUUUUUUAAAAUGGAAGACUAUAACACUAUUUAUUGACUGUUUACCAGUAUUUGCAAUAAACUACACAACAUAUAAUUACAUAACAUUAAAGUGACUGAAAAUUAUUGCCUUUAUUUUUAGUGAACUAAGUGAUCCAAAUGGUAAAAAGUCUGAUUAUCUAUGUUUGAGGUUGGGAUAAAGAAAGAAAAAGUUACAUCAGUAGUACAGAAGAAUAGCUGGUGUCUUUACUUAGCCAUAAAGAAAUUAUAAUAUACUCUUUUUUUUCUCAAAUGCCGGCCUUUAUCAGCAUAAUAUUACAGUUCUAACCAAUAGCAACAUUACUACAUGAUUAAGAAUAGUCUUGGGUAGGAGGAGACGUGUUGUUGAUCAAUUGUUUCAAUCAUAUCUGAUCCUUCAUGAUCCCAUUUGGGGU
Molecule: messenger RNA, 2335 nt
Organism: Sarcophilus harrisii (Tasmanian devil)
Lineage: Eukaryota; Metazoa; Chordata; Mammalia; Dasyuromorphia; Dasyuridae
Product: zinc finger protein 501-like
Exons: 5
Coding region: 289-1575 (428 amino acids)
Biological process (GO): regulation of transcription by RNA polymerase II
Cellular component (GO): nucleus
Molecular function (GO): RNA polymerase II transcription regulatory region sequence-specific DNA binding; DNA-binding transcription factor activity, RNA polymerase II-specific
Source: RefSeq, a predicted model, not a curated record